AAAAAAAGUGCCUCGUCAUGCCUCACUUUCAGGCUCAGUGAGACACAAAUCAUUAGUCAGCAGGUUUCAGGCGCGCGCGGUCACGUUGUUGCGUCUGCCCGGGCUCGCGGCCUGCAGGUGGACCGGAUGUUUUGAAGCUGCUUCCCUCCCCUAAAAUACUUGGGCUCUGCUCGGGCUCCCUGCUCCGGCUCUCCGCUGUGCCGCGCCGCACCGCACCGCCGCUGCUGUCUCCGCCAUGGCUGUCAACAAGACGUACGUCGGUAUCGGCUACGCCUCGUUCGGGCUGCUCAUGGGCUUCUCCUCCUUCCUCGUGUGGAACAUCGUGUACAAGCAGCCGUGGACCGGAGCCAUGGGGGGGCUGUCAGGUGUGCUGGCUCUCUGGACCCUCAUCACUCACGUCAUGUACCUGCAGGACUACUGGCGGACUUGGCUGAAGGGCCUCAAGUUUUUCUUCUACAUGGGGGGUUUCUUCUCUCUGCUGUCAGUUGUAGCCUUCAUCACCUUCCUUUAUAUUGCCAUCAGCAACAAUGACUCCCUGACCAGCCCUCAGAGUCACUAUCUGUCGUGUGUGUGGAGCUUCAUGAGCCUGAAGUGGUCGGUCCUGCUCGCCCUGUCUGCUCGCCGCUACCGCAAAGAGUUUGCUGACAUCAGUAUCCUCAGCGACUUCUGAGGUUUUUCUUCCCACAUCCCAUAAUAAUUACUCAGACUACAGAGUUGGCUGUCUUGAAGCUGGAUCUCCAGCCUGAGCCUGCCGUAUUGUCACCGAGUCAGGGGAAAUCACACAAGAGUUAAAAAUACUUCAGUGUCCCUGGUUGCUCUUUUGCCUUCUUCCCAGUGUGUUCCUCACACAGGAGAUACUGUUGUCAGCUUUUAAACCAAAACCAGACGUGUUUUAUACAAUACUUGAUAGAUUUUUAUUUUCUUACUUUCCCAGUUUCCCAGCAUCUGACUGAGUUAUUCAUCCGAACAGUUUCCUGAUUCCAAAAUCGAUCUAAAUUGUAAUUUAUUUGACCCCGCUGCACACCUCUGUGAUAUUUGUUACCAGGCGCAGCUUCAUGCUGCAGUCACGAGAGGGCAGCAUACUUUCAGGAAUCGUUGCACACACACUCUUUGCACAACUUGAUGACUUUUAAUGUUUCAGUCUCACUCACAGAUUACACAAACAAUGAUCUGUGUCUGUUUGUCACAAGGUAAGAGCUUGGCAACUGCUGCCUCCAUAAUGUUUGUAGUCAGAGUUUGAUUUUUUUUCAAUUCUGGUUUAAUAUCUUCGGGAUGACAAUGACAUUCUCAAUGUAAUCAACCACUUGACUUUUGUAAUUUUUUUAUCAAUUUGACAGAGAAAGCAGUGAGACGUCUUGUGUGCUUGCUCACAGAUUGCUGUUAAUUUAUGUGAUUGCAUCCUCUUCAAAUCAUGUUAUUUCAUUUUGUUAUUACUUUGCAGUAUUUCCUCUCAGCUUUUAUGUCUGUACUUUAUCUUGAAUAUAAAAUGAAGUAUUAUGAAGAUGUGUGUCCACAUGUAUCACGGGAUUGAUUGUAGGAGUGCGUUUGUGUGAGAGGAGUCUCAGAAGGAUGUUAAUAAAAAAAACAAAAACAAGAAAUUGACACAUAC
Molecule: messenger RNA, 1609 nt
Organism: Salarias fasciatus (jewelled blenny)
Lineage: Eukaryota; Metazoa; Chordata; Actinopteri; Blenniiformes; Blenniidae
Product: heme transporter hrg1-A-like
Exons: 3
Coding region: 236-670 (144 amino acids)
Biological process (GO): heme transport
Cellular component (GO): lysosomal membrane; plasma membrane
Molecular function (GO): heme binding; heme transmembrane transporter activity
Source: RefSeq, a predicted model, not a curated record